CCCUCAUCUGAUGUGGGGCUUUUUGCUUAUGGCAGACGCAAAAUCUACCAAUUUUCGUAGCACGUUCAGAAAAUCCCGCCAUUGUUGAUGAACUACCCCAUGAAAGGUUUUACGAUCAACUUGCCGACCUUUUCCACUACAAAAGGGGGUCAAACCAAAUGCCACUUAACUAUAUUAUACACAAGUUUACAAGUUUCUCCCAUGGAUUCUCUUUGCUUCUCCUGUGAACAAGAAGGUGUGUACUUAUAUGCCUACCUCAAGGCUAAUGGCUUAGAAUUGGUGCCUCUGUUUUAGUCCUCUGUUUCAUCAAUUUGAGGGAGACUAUAGGAGGCCGUGGCCGCCAUGAAAUCAUGCACUGUGGCCUUGGUUGCUUUCUUGCUCGUGAUCUGUUUGAGCUGUUUUGGGAAGGCUGCUAAUCAAAAGGGGAUUGGAGCUUCUUUUAUCUUUGGUGAUUCUCUGGUUGAUGCCGGGAACAAUAAUUACCUUCCAACGUUGUCCAAGGCAAAUAUAUCACCUAAUGGAAUCGAUUUUAAAGCUUCUGGAGGAAAGCCUACAGGCCGGUAUACCAAUGGGAGAACCAUUGGUGAUAUUGUAGGAGAAGAAUUGGGAACAGCAAACUAUGCUGUCCCAUUUUUGGACCCGAAUUCCACUGGGAAAGCGAUGUUAUCUGGUGUGAAUUAUGCAUCAGGAGGAGGAGGAAUUAUGAAUGCGACUGGAAGAAUAUUUGUUAAUCGGCUUGGAAUGGACAUUCAAAUUGAUUAUUUUAACAUCACUAGAAAACAGUUUGACGAUUUGUUGGGUCGAUCAGAGGCCAGAGAUUACAUAAUGAAGCAAUCAAUCUUUUCAAUCACAAUUGGAGCAAACGAUUUUCUAAACAACUAUCUACUUCCAGUCCUCUCCAUUGGAGCAAGAAUUUCUGAAAGCCCAGAUGGUUUCGUCAAUGACAUGAUCGAGCAUCUAAGGGGCCAACUUACUAGGCUUUACCGGCUAGAUGCCCGGAAGUUCGUCAUCGGGAACGUUGGGCCGAUAGGCUGCAUACCUUAUCAAAAGACAAUAAAUCAGUUAACGGAAGACGAGUGUGUGGACUUACCUAACAAGCUAGCUGUUCGAUACAAUGCCCGGUUGAAGGAUUUGCUCACUGAACUCAACGACAACCUCCCUGGAGCCACCUUUGUUCUUGCAAACGUCUAUGAUCUGGUCUUGGAGCUCAUCACCAAUUAUAAACAACACGGAUUUACAACCGCAAGCAAAGCAUGUUGUGGAAAUGGAGGCCAGUUUGCGGGGAUAAUACCGUGCGGGCCUACAUCUAGUAUGUGCUCGGACCGCAACAAGCAUGUGUUUUGGGAUCCCUAUCAUCCGAGCGAGGCUGCCAACCUUAUAAUUGCCAAGCAAUUGAUCAAUGGAGACACAACGGUCAUCUCUCCUAUGAAUCUCAAACAACUUCGAGAUCACUGAUUUUCAUUUUCAUGACACUUCUUGUCUACCAGUUUGCACUAUCUCCUUUGAACAUUACCCAAUAUCUUGUUUGAAGUAUUGCUCCUUAAUAAAGUAU
Messenger RNA from Corylus avellana, 1552 nucleotides. Its product is annotated as GDSL esterase/lipase At2g23540. Gene Ontology annotation, molecular function: hydrolase activity, acting on ester bonds. NCBI's taxonomy places the organism in Eukaryota, Viridiplantae, Streptophyta, Magnoliopsida, Fagales, Betulaceae. The record is from RefSeq and is a predicted model, not a curated record.